This is a messenger RNA of Pseudophryne corroboree (corroboree frog), 4241 nucleotides long. RefSeq names its product solute carrier family 25 member 13 (gene SLC25A13). The record is from RefSeq and is a predicted model, not a curated record. The transcript is spliced from 18 exons. NCBI's taxonomy places the organism in Eukaryota, Metazoa, Chordata, Amphibia, Anura, Myobatrachidae. The coding region runs from base 93 to 2120 and encodes 675 amino acids. Gene Ontology annotation, biological process: aspartate transmembrane transport; malate-aspartate shuttle; L-glutamate transmembrane transport. Gene Ontology annotation, molecular function: L-glutamate transmembrane transporter activity; L-aspartate transmembrane transporter activity; calcium ion binding.
AUCGGCGGCCUCCGUUCGGGUGAGGGGGCGUGGCCGCUAUGACGCGCCGGGGAAGUGUCUGACGGGAGCUGUGUGUGUGAGUUCCGUACAGCAUGGCUGCUAAGGUAGUGCUAACCAGGAGGGCUGAUCCAGCUGAGCUGAGAGUUAUAUUUGACAAGUAUGCCAGUGUGGAAAAAGAUGGAGACCACUUCAUGUCUCCUCUUGAUUUUGCCAGACGUUACCUGAACCUCACGGGAGAUGGAGAGCCGAACCCCAAAACUAUCCAGCUCCUCGCGGGUGUGGUGGACCAAACCAAAGACGGGUUAAUUUCCUUCCAAGAGUUUGUAGCAUUUGAGUCUGUCCUGUGUGCGCCUGAUGCGUUAUUCAUGGUGGCCUUCCAGCUCUUUGACAAAACUGGAAAAGGAGAAGUAACAUUUGAGGAUGUAAAACAAGUGUUCGGCCAGACCACUAUUCACCAGCAUAUACCAUUCAACUGGGACUGUGAGUUCGUCCAGCUGCACUUCGGUAAAGACCGGAAAAGGCUUUUACCGUAUGCUGAAUUCACUCAGUUUCUGCUGGAAAUACAACUUGAACAUGCGAGGCAGGCAUUUGUCCAGCGUGACACGGACCACACCGGAACGAUCAACGCCAUGGACUUCAGGGAUAUCAUGGUCACCAUUCGCCCACACUUCUUGACACCAUUCGUUGAACAAUGCUUAGUUGCUGCUGCUGGAGGUACUAUAUCUCAUCAGGUCAGCUUUUCCUACUUUAAUGGAUUUAAUUCCUUGCUUAACAACAUGGAACUUAUUAGAAAGAUCUACAGUACCUUGGCCGGCAAUAAGAAAGACGUAGAGGUCACCAAAGAGGAGUUUGUGUUGGCUGCUCAGAGAUUUGGUCAAGUUACACCCAUGGAAGUUGACAUACUGUUCCAAUUAGCCGAUUUAUAUGAGCCAAGGGGGCGCAUGACCAUGGCAGAUAUUGAAAGAAUUGCUCCUCUUGAAGAGGGAGCUUUGCCCUACAACCUGGCAGAAGCUCAGAGACAGCAUCAAGGCUCCGGCGAUGUGUCCCGUACUAUCCUUGUCCAAGUGGCCGAGUCGGCUUACAGAUUUGCUCUUGGUUCAAUCGCUGGAGCUGUGGGCGCCACUGCGGUUUACCCCAUCGACUUGGUGAAAACACGAAUGCAGAACCAGAGAUCUACCGGAUCGUUUGUAGGGGAACUCAUGUACAAGAACAGUUUUGAUUGUUUUAAGAAAGUGCUGCGGUACGAAGGCUUCUUUGGACUCUACAGAGGUCUCCUGCCCCAGCUCCUGGGAGUGGCGCCAGAAAAAGCUAUUAAAUUAACUAUGAAUGAUUUUGUACGGGAUAAAUUUACAAUUAGAGACGGUUCCAUCCCGUUGGCAGCCGAGAUCCUCGCGGGUGGAUGUGCUGGAGGCUCGCAGGUGAUUUUCACCAACCCCCUGGAGAUUGUAAAGAUUCGCCUGCAGGUGGCCGGAGAAAUCACCACAGGUCCCCGCGUCAGCGCCCUCACCGUACUGCGAGAUCUAGGCUUCUUCGGGCUGUACAAGGGAGCCAAGGCAUGCUUUCUCCGUGACAUCCCCUUCUCUGCCAUCUACUUUCCCUGUUACGCCCACAUGAAGAGCUCGUUUGCUGGGGAAGAUGGUAGAGUGAGCCCCGGCUAUCUCCUCUUGGCCGGAGCCAUCGCCGGUAUGCCGGCGGCCUCCCUCGUGACCCCUGCUGAUGUCAUCAAGACUCGGCUCCAAGUCGCAGCGCGGGCCGGUCAGACGACGUAUAGCGGGGUCAUCGACUGCUUCAGGAAAAUACUGCAAGAGGAAGGACACCGGGCGUUGUGGAAAGGAGCCGGAGCCCGUGUGUUCCGCUCCUCUCCUCAGUUCGGUGUGACGCUGGUGACCUACGAGUUACUGCAGAGAUGGUUCUACGUAGAUUUUGGCGGAAAGAAACCAGCCGGUUCAGAGCCAGUCCCUAAAUCUCGAAUCACCCUCCCAGCUCCAAAUCCCGAUCACGUUGGUGGUUACAAACUGGCCGUGGCGACUUUUGCAGGAAUUGAAAGCAAAUUUGGACUCUACCUCCCUCGAUUUCAGCCAUCGCCACCUACCUCUAAGACAGUUGUUGCUAAAGCGUGAGGGGCAGGACGGACGGGCCGAGAGAUAAUUAGAUGCAAUUACAUUAUAUGUUACAAUGUGCCCUGCCUACAGAAUCAUUUCCUUUUCAUCUUUUAUUCCAGAUUCAUCAGUUUUUUAGAACAAAUAGUGUUCUUUUUAUCUGCAGUUCUCUGUAUUUGGUUCUCUUCCUUACCCUAUAUCAAAGAAAGGCAAUUUGUGGUAUUCCGGUCACUGUGGGACUGCAAAUCCCAGCAUGCCUAGCUAGCCUCUUGUCCCCCAACACCUGGGGGACCCCUGGCCGUAGCCAGCCUCUUGUUCCACAACACGUGGGGCACCUCUAGCUGAGAUUGUGAGCUUUUGUUGGGUCUGGGGACCACCAGAAAUGCACUUUGUCAUGAGCCAUCAGUCCAGAGAUAAAAGUGUAUCAGAUAAAACAGUGGUUCCCGUACUCUGCCCUCAAGGCACCCUAGCAGGCCAGGUUUUACGGAUAUCAUUCACUCAGCACAGAUGGUGACCUCAAUAUGAAUGAGGUACUAGGUAAGUCACCUACAUCCAGCAUGUAUAUCCUUAUAACCUUGAGGACAAAGCAUUUGGGAGCCACUGAUAAUAAAUGAAAUACAGCAAGUGUCCAAAUUGUUACAUAAUUAAUAUGACUUUAGCUAACACUAAUUACUUAUAUGUUGACGUCUGCAGACAGUUAAUUUAUAAAUCAGUGUGUCGUUAUAAAGUAUAACGUCCGGAUCUUCCAAAUGUGAACGGACAUUCCAUAAAUCAUUCUGGAUGUUCUCCAGGCCAGUAUUAGGGAAAGUGCACCAUGAUGGUAUGUGUAGGUAAACCUGUAUGAAUUGUAUAAUGUUUGGUUUAUGUUACAUGUAGAUUACAAAAGCAAUUUUAUAAAAUCAGCAGCAGAUUUUAAGGAACACAUAAUGAGUACGUCAGGAUUGGAUCAUUUACAUUUUGUGUCCAAAAUGUGUAUUUUGUAAUUGGAAUCUAUUUCACACGCUAGUUAUACAACCCAUUCAGUGGCUCUUUCCCAGUAUACUGUUCUAUCACCAAGUAUAUAAAGGGCUACGUCAGGUUUUAGCAACAUGUUGUUCUGCAGCUGUUGGACUACAACUCCCAGUAUGCUCUGCCAAACAUUCUGAUGAAGGUAGCUUAACAGCCGACGGACCGCACGUUGCUCAGUCUAAUAAGUAAAGUUAAAUUGUCACAUAAUUUGAAAGUUAAUUUCACCUGAUAAUUACAUUCCUGCCAAGUUACAAUGUACUAAAAGCUUAACACUGCUUACAAGUAAAACGAUGGAAGAUAUAAUUAUUGUCUAUAAGUGUAGCGUUAGCUGUCCGAGGCUCUCGUGGAGUAAAUUGAAUAUAUAUUGUUAUUUAAUGACAUCAUAACGUAAUACGAUGAAGUUUCUGCACCAAAGAAAAGACAUUGGACACUAGAAAUAAGUUGGACAGAGGACAGCCACUAACUACACGGUAGCUGGAAUGAGUUGUCACCUGUACAGCGGACGGUACAAUCUAGAACACGCCAGCAACAUAACUGGAGGGUGUAAAUUCGCUCAAUAUUCGAUUAAACAAGUUUUGUUUUGUUUUUGGGGGAGGGGGGUUGUUAGGCUGAAAAUAUAUACACUGGUGAUUCCGAUUUUCCCAAUGUGUAUAUUACAUAAUAUGGGAUUGUCCUUGUUGCCUAUACACACUGGACGCAGCCAUGUUUGCAAUUCACUAGCAAACGGCGGCAUCACGGAGAGCAUGAGCAGUGCGGGAUGUGGGUCACAGCGCAAUAAAGAACUCUUGUAAUAUGAAAUCCAACCAAUGUUUGAAUGAUGCACUUAAUGUAAUGCUGCUUAUAUGAAACGUAGAGAAUCCGUGUACUGUAAUAAUGAAUGCCUUACCGAGUCUCUGUCACGUGACCGGGAUCACGCAGACCAGCGUCUGUUAUAGGGGACGGUUACCAGUGUCCUGUACGGGGCUGGUGGCUGUGUCCUGUUACCAUAAGAGCAGUUUUUGGUUUGUACGGCUGAUGGUGAAUCUCCGUAGUCUGUGUUACUAUGUAGGCAUUGGUCAUAUAAUUUUGGUAAUUACAAUGCAGUCUGUUACAGACUAUGUCGUAUAAGUCUAAUAAACCUGAACAGAGGACAAA